This is a messenger RNA of Leptomonas pyrrhocoris, 1626 nucleotides long. RefSeq names its product nucleobase transporter. Gene Ontology annotation, molecular function: nucleoside transmembrane transporter activity. NCBI's taxonomy places the organism in Eukaryota, Euglenozoa, Kinetoplastea, Trypanosomatida, Trypanosomatidae. Gene Ontology annotation, biological process: nucleoside transmembrane transport. The coding region runs from base 151 to 1626 and encodes 491 amino acids. The transcript has a single exon. The record is from RefSeq and is a predicted model, not a curated record. Gene Ontology annotation, cellular component: plasma membrane.
AGACUGUAAGGUGUAUAUACGUCUCACAGCGGUGCCAUCUCGUCUGCGGGCUGCUACGUUCAGCUUCUCCUCUCCCUUCUUCCCUACAAGUAUCCUCUCCGGCGGCUUCUCUGCACUGUUGUUUCUUUCCACACCCUGCGCAGCACCACCAUGACGUUCCUUUCGUUUCACGGUUUUAGCGACUUCUUCGUCUUCGUGGCGAGCGUGCUAAUGGGCAUCAGCUUGAUUAUGGGUCCGAAUACGGUGAACUCGGCCCCUAGCUUCAUGCUGAACUACUUCCAGUACAUCUACCAGGACGAGAACGCCGUUUCGACCCAUUCAUAUUUUUGGGCCAACGUGCUGACCUUCUACGGCGUAGUGACACAGAUCACGCAGAUGCUGUUGGAGCCGACCAACCUGACUCGCUUCUUCCAGCGCUUCUCCCUCCUCUUCCGUCUUGAGGCGGCGACGAUGCUGAUGUUGGUGGAGCUGCUGAUGGUGGUGAUCAUGCCGCACACGUGCCGCUCCGAGAGCGGUGCCAUGGCUGGCCUAAUGCUUGCCGCCUUUAUUGGCGGUGUGGGCCGCGCCUACUUUGAGAACACGUGCUACGCCCUGUAUGGCCCCUUCCCGCCCAAGUACCUGGCCGGUGUCAUGAUCGGCGUGCCCUUAUCCGGUGUGAUUGUGUCAGUCCUGCAGAUCAUCCUGCUGGCGGCGAUGAACGACUCCUACAACUCCAUUCUGACAGAGUCCAUUAUCUACUUCGCCGUCUCGCUGGGCAUCAUCUUCGUGGCGGGUCUGUGCGUCGUGCUGCUGCUCUUCAACUCGUUUGCCCGACGCUACGUCGCGGAGUUCCGCUCCGAGCGCAGCGUGUGGGCGAACAUUUACACCAACGUCAACGAGGAGCCGCAGGUGCUGGAGGCGAUCCACGCGGCCGACCGCACCCUUGCCGACCGCUUGGAGGACUCUAGUAAGUCCACCGGUGGUGCUGCGGCGGAGGGCGUCAACAACGAACCGAUGUCCGGCGCGGCGCAGCUGGACAGCGCGCUGGCGAACAAGGAGAAGAAGCUGGAGGGCGACUUGGACAGCGAGGAGGGUGAGUCGGCGGAGCUGCAGGCGGUGCCGAACAUCACCUCCGCAGAGUUUCUGCAGGAGGUGCGGCUGUGGCCCAUCGUGAAGAAGAUCUGGCCGAUGAUGGUGGCCUGCUGGAUGACCUUCAUGGUGACUUGCCUCAUCUUUCCCGGUGUGCUGAUCGUCGUCGACGCGACGGACAACUGGUACACGACCCUCGUCGUAGCAAUCUACAACUUCGGCGACGUCUUCGGCCGUCUGCUGUCCGUGUGGAAGCGUCUGUGGCCGCCGCGCAGCGCCGUCUUCGUUGCCUCUCUGGUGCGCAUCAUCUUCAUUCCACUGCUGCUGCUGUGCGCCAAGCACGUGAUUACUUCGCACGCUGCCGCGUUCGUGCUCAGUGCGUUGGUGGGUGUCUCGACCGGUUUCAUUGGCACGCUGUCGAUGGUGUACAGUGCAGAGACGCCCGCACUGUCAAGCGAUGCGGAGCGCGCUAGCGCUGGUCAGCUGACCGGCGUGUGCAUACUGGUAGGCUGCUCCUUCGGCUCUCUGCUUCAGCUGGCCGUCGUCCUAGGUCUGUAA